AGGGGGCAGCCCAGAGCUCUCGGGUCCCGGACGGAGCCACAGCCACCACGCAGCAGCAGCGGGCGGUGUGAGCGGCCAUUUCCCCCCGCGGCUGCCCAUCGUGGAUGCUUGGAGACCCCCCACCCCAAUUCUCCUGCGGCCAAAGAGGGAAACUUCCUCGGCGGGCGAGUCUCGUGGGCUCUGCCAUAAUUUAUGGUGAUCUGCUGUGCCUGAUUCUUGGGGUUUGGCAGAAGUUGCUGGAGCUUGCAUGCUGCUUCAUGCAGUUACACGUUCUGGGUCAUGAAACUUAAUCCACAGCAAGCUCCGUUGUAUGGUGACUGCAUAAUCACCGUAUUGCUUACUGAGGAUGACAAAGCUGGAAGCGAUGAUGUAGUUUUCUACCUUGUGUUUACUGGAUCCGCCGUUCAGCACUGUACGAGCACUAGGAAGCUUGAUUCAGGGACAUUGGAGACCAUUGCUCCUGGCCACGAUUGCUGCGAGACGGUGAAAGUCUCUCUCUGUGCUGCCAAGCAAGGCUCCCCUCUCUUGGUGGUGGCAGAGGACAGCCUGCAGUUUGUUCAGGAUGAAGCUUACGACGCAGCUCAGUUCUUGGCAACCUGCGCUGGCAACCAGCAGGCUCUGAACUUCACAAGGUUCCUGGACAAGUCCAGGCCGCCGGCUGGGGAUGUGGACUUCCUGGACGAGAAAGUGGCUUUGGCAUUUCGUCAUCUGAAAUUGCCGGCUGGGUGGAAUGUGCUGGGAGCAGACCACACUGCAAAUGAGAAUGUUCCCCGGGAGACAUUGAUGCAUUUUGCUGUAAGGCUUGGACUGCUGCGGCUUACGUGGUUCCUCUUGCAACAGCCAGGUGGAAGAGGAGCCCUCAGUGUCCCCAACCGUGAAGGAGCCACUCCUGUGAGCUUGGCCUUGGAGAAAGGCUACCAGAAGCUGCAUCAACUCCUGACAGAAGAAGGAGCCAGCGAACCAGAUUCCUGGAGCGCCUUGUCGCACACAGUACAUUCCGGGGAGUACUGUGUGAAGUACCAUCGGGGGCUAAACAUUUAUACCCUGACGGUCGAAACGAAGGAAGGAGCGGGAUCGAGCAUGGAAAGCGACGUCGUCUGCCUCCAAACGCACAUACAGAACCAUCAGCACAUGAAUACCAGUGAACACCCACACCCUGAGCAGAAAACCAGUUGCGAGGACUGUAUUUGGGCCAGGGAGCUGAGGGCCACACAGCUGUUCCGAGCUGCCAUCCUGGUGAAUGAUGGCAGAAGGAAACCAAGGAGAUGCUUCUGUCCCCUGGCUCUUACUGCGAUGCAGGUUUUGGCCCUUGCCUGCCCUGAGAAGAUAGACAGCUGAAGGUGCGCUUAGACACGCCAAAAGAUU
This is a messenger RNA of Lacerta agilis (Sand lizard), 1365 nucleotides long. Its product is annotated as A-kinase anchor protein 13-like. Gene Ontology annotation, biological process: adrenergic receptor signaling pathway; regulation of Rho protein signal transduction; positive regulation of canonical NF-kappaB signal transduction. Gene Ontology annotation, molecular function: MAP kinase scaffold activity. Lineage: Eukaryota; Metazoa; Chordata; Lepidosauria; Squamata; Lacertidae. The transcript is spliced from 8 exons. Gene Ontology annotation, cellular component: actin cytoskeleton; membrane. The record is from RefSeq and is a predicted model, not a curated record. Bases 280 to 1338 code for a protein of 352 amino acids.